Humulus lupulus (European hop) is the source of this 1515-nucleotide messenger RNA. RefSeq lists its product as uncharacterized. Gene Ontology annotation, biological process: regulation of DNA-templated transcription. Gene Ontology annotation, cellular component: nucleus. The record is from RefSeq and is a predicted model, not a curated record. The transcript is spliced from 6 exons. Bases 240 to 1160 code for a protein of 306 amino acids. Lineage: Eukaryota; Viridiplantae; Streptophyta; Magnoliopsida; Rosales; Cannabaceae. Gene Ontology annotation, molecular function: protein heterodimerization activity.
CUUUUUUCUGCCUUCGUCAAACUCGACGGAUAUUCCGUUGGAUUUAAACUAGUCUUAAAUGGAAGAGCGUAGUAGAUAGUUUCGGAUCUGAGACGGGUCUGUAGAUUUUAUGUGACAAUUAUCGUACUAAUCAUUCUCAUCUUCUCAAACUUCGAUUUUCUUUUCAACCUUUGCUUUGUUUUUAAAUUAAAUUUUAUUUUUCGCCUUUUUAGCUUAGUUUAUUGUCCAAUUCUGACACCAUGAGGAAGAAGCUCGAUACCCGUUUUCCAGCCGCUCGCAUUAAAAAGAUAAUGCAGGCUGAUGAGGAUGUUGGGAAGAUUGCAUUGGCAGUUCCUGUUUUAGUCUCGAAGGCAUUGGAGUUAUUUCUACAAGACCUUUGUGAUCGUACAUAUGAGAUAACUCUUCAAAGAGGAGCAAAGACCAUGAAUUCGUUGCAUUUAAAACAUUGUGUACAGAGCUAUAAUGUGUUUGAUUUUUUGAGGGAUAUCGUCAGCAAGGUUCCGGACUAUGGUCACGGUCAUUCCGAUGCUGCUGGUGACGAUCGAGCCUACACAAAGAGAAGGAAAGCUGCUGGUGAUGAAUGCAAUGACAGUGAUGAAGAACUAAAGAGGAGCAAGAUGCUUGAGAUGACCCAUGGCAGUAGCAGUGGCAGAGGAAGAGGCCGGGGUAGAGGCCGAGGACGUGGACGAGCACCUCGCACCUUAGAAAGGGAGACUUCUCACCUUGAUCCUGAAUCUGAACCCUGCUCAUCUCCUCAGUACGGCACCAAACUAAAUACAAACCCUGGAGCACCUGUGGAAAUUGCUACCGAUGUGAAGGACCUGUCUAAGGAAAAUACCAUUAUUGGUGAGGAAACCAUCUUGACUGACCCAGCUGCUCGAAACUUUGACCUGAAUGAUGAUGUAAACGAUUCAGCAAACGAGAAUGAAAAGAAGGCAGCCGCUGCUGUAACAGCAGCCACUGCUGCAGCAGCGACGGCAGCUGUAGCAGCACCAGGAACAGCCCAAGCCCCAUUGGCGGGAACUUCUGAAACUAAACAUGAAGAAUAUCCUGGUUGGUCUCUUCCUGAGAUGGAUCAUAUGGCAAUUGACCCUAUUCAACUUGCCCAUCUUAGCACAAGGUUAGAUCAGGAAGACGAAGAUUAUGAUGAAGAAGGGUAGUAACCAAGUACUUAGUAGAUGCUUAAGUAGUAGUUGUGGGGAUCGAAAUUGAUAGGAUACUUAAGAGAACGCACCAAUAAAAUUAUAUGCGUGCGUACAGAUGAAAUCAUUGUAUGAAAAAUGUGCCCUCUGGCCUUGUAUCUUUCUCUCUCUCUUACUCAACCUUUAAUCAGAUGCUCCUAUUAUAUCCAUAAGAACAAUUUGGUAAGGUUGCUUUUACUGAGACUUGUAGAGGUCUUUUGCCUCGGCACUUGAAUUUAUCUUUUAGAAAUGUAGGGUAAGAUCGGUAAUGGUGGUAGUGAUGGCCCCUUCUGAAAUACCUUUGUGAUUUAUGAAUCUAUUGUGUUUUUCUUCA